UUCGUUCUUCCAUUCCUUGCAAAGUCGCUUAACAAAUCACUACACUACGUGAUUCCACUCCACCACGCAAAGAAAAAUUUUUGCGGGAAAUUUUCUAAAGUUUCAAAAAGUUUUAAUUUGUUUGAUCUAAAAAUAAAGAGAAAAAAGAAAAAUCGUGUGUAGAAUUAAUUUUCCAGUGUUGGUGAAAGAAUAAUUUUUAUUUUAUUUUAUAAAAUUGAAUUAAUUGAGAGGCAUUCGAAAAAAAUGAAGGAAAGUCUGGGGCUUUGAGUGAAGAAAUUUGAUUUAUCGCUUCCUAAUUUUGCCGGUGGAAACGUAAAAUACAGAACAAAUGCAACUGGGGCAGAAAGUAUUAAGGAAGUGUGAGGAGGAUUUUUUCAAGAGAACACAGACAAUAAUCUGCUGGAGUAAGAGGCAGCUAAGUUGUCCGUAAAGGUUGCUGGCAACAAAAUAAAAAAUCAGAAAUCAAUCUCUAGCGAUUAUUACAAAGGGAAAAAAUAAAUAAAUAUCCAAUUGAAAAGGGAAGAUAUAUCCUGAGGAAUAUUGUACACAAAGUAUCCAGAAUUGGUGUUUCUGUGUGAAAUGAUGUCGCGACACUUGGUAGCUGUUUGCGUCGUGUGUCUACUGUGUGCUGAUCAUUUGCCAUGCGAAAAGCAUGUGGAUCAUGCUGAUCAUCCAGUAGAUGGGGAAAUUAAUCCGAUAGUAGUAAAUUUAGCCUCUUCUCAAGGACCAGAGUUGGGAGUGCGAGUUAAAAGGCACACAGCUAUUCGGAAAAUUGAAGAACAUGAUCCGGGGAAGAGUGUUGUUAAGGAGAUCUUCAAAAAGUACGGAAAUGAACACGACAUGACCAUGACUUUGGCGGGAUUUGAAGCAAUGCUGGAACAAUUGGGUCUUGUAAAAUAUCUUCAGCAGGAGAGCAAUCCCACCGCGGAUAUACCAGUGGCAGCUUCAAAUGAAUCUUGUAUUUCCAGUGGAGAUCUCAUGACAAAAAUAUCGAAAGACAAAUCAAUACAAUCCAGUGCAUCAUCCCCAAAGAGGAGCCUUAUGCAACUCACAGAAUUCGAUCUGAAGACAGUAUGUCCUAUUCUUCUGUAUCAACUUGUAGCACAUCCCACCUCAAAGGAGAGAUUCGGAUGCUUAACUUCAGAUCAAAUUGCCAGUGAAGAGUUUGCAGAAGCUGAGAAUUUAAUGGCAGUCAAUGAGGAUACAACACUUGUGUGGGUGUAUGCAUCUCUAUCGAUUCUUGGCGUGAGUCUCUGUGGUUUACUUGGCGUAGCUGUGAUACCAUGUAUGGAGAAAAAGUAUUAUCAUCAUGCACUACAAUUCCUCGUGGCACUGGCUGUGGGAACACUUUGUGGGGAUGCUCUUUUGCACCUCAUGCCACACGCUAUGAUGAGUAUUUCGCAUCAUCAUGGCGAGGGGGAGGAUGAUCAUACAACAAUGACGCAUAAGGGGCUCGUAGCAGUGCUGGGAAUUGUCUUCUUCUACGCCAUGGAACGUGGGUUAACCAUGAUUGCAGAAUGGCGAAAGAGGAGGCAGAAGCUGGAGAAACCCCCAUCACGUAUCCGUGUUAUGCGUGACCCAGAAUCAGCUUCACUCAAUAAUGCCACCGGUGAGAAGUUGUGCAAACACAAAUACAGCUCGUAUCCCUAUUGCUACGAUGAGAUUGCAAUGGAAACAAAGGAUGAUCAUCAUCAUCACAAUAACUACGAGAAACCCGGGUCUCCGGGUCAGAAGGUGGCUCACAGUAGGAAAAACAAUUCAAUUCUUCCCUUUGGACGUAAUCAGCCGGAACAGCAGCAUCAGGAAGCUCUAAUGCACAACUAUACCAUUUCAUCGGCAUUGAGUGAGAAUCACAAGGAACCCACCUCGGAGAAGCCAGAAGCCACAGAGGAGACUACCCAGACUGCUGAAGAGGCGACCAAGAAUGAAGCACGGCAUGAGCAUAGUUACACAGUUAUCCUUCGGGAGCAUGAAUCGCAACAUCAUGGACAUUCGCACACGCACGGUCACGUCCAUUCACCGCCCAGUUCACUCUCUGCUGUAGCUUGGAUGGUUGUCAUGGGGGAUGGAUUGCACAAUUUUACCGAUGGAAUGGCAAUUGGAGCUGCAUUCUCAAAUAACAUCCCCGGAGGAUUCUCAACGGCAAUUGCUGUCUUCUGCCAUGAACUUCCACAUGAACUGGGUGAUUUUGCUGUACUUCUAAAAGCCGGAAUGUCUGCACGUCAAGCUGUCUACUAUAAUCUCCUUUCGUCGGUGUUGAGUUUCUUUGGAAUGGUGCUGGGUGUCUUCAUUGGGGAUACACCUGAAGCUUCCGGAUGGAUUUUUGCCGUUGCCGCAGGGAUGUUUAUCUACAUUGCUCUCGUCGAUAUGAUGCCAGAACUAACAUCAUCACACCAGGAGAGAUGUGCCCUGUCAACGUGUUUGCUGCAAAUUUGCGGUAUGCUUUCCGGAUUAAGUGUCAUGCUGCUGAUUGCACUCUACGAAAAUGAUCUCAAAUCCAUCUUCACAACUGAUCAUGAUCAUCUUCAUAAUCAUCAUCAUCACAAUCAUCAGCAUUAUUAGAGAGGAAAAUGCGAGGAAAAUUAAUGAGGUGUAGAAGUGAAGUUUAGGAUUUUUAAUUUGUUUUAAUUCUUUUUUUUUUAUUAGGAAUGAGAAUUAUGUAGGAUUUUAUAUUUUUUUUUCAUUAUAUUGUCACAUAUUAUUUUGCGUGAUGUAGCUAGAGAGAAACAAAAGAAAAUUAAGGUAAAGAAAAGGAAGAAAAGUGGUUUGAAAGAAGAAGAGAAAACCAUAGAGAUCUUGUCAAUUACUGCAGUAGAUGCGUGUAAGGUUAGAAUGAAAAAAGGAAGGUUUGGGACACUAUAGAUUAUUUAUAGAAAUUUCACUUAAUUAUGUAUUUUAUGUAGAUUUUGAGAGAUUUUUUUUUUAAAAACUUAGUUUAAGUGGUUCCAACUUAUCUCAAGAUUCACAGUGUAAAAAAAUCGCAAAUUAUUUGCGAUUGAAGGAAAACUUAACAAAAAAUUGCAAGGAAGAUAAAAUGCUGCCAAUUUGUUUUAAUUAUAAAUAGUUAAGAGAAGAAAGUAUCCAAGGAAAUAUAUAUGUAUGUUUUUUCUGUUUUCUUUGUGAUCUUCACAAUGCAUGUAACAGAAGGCCGAGAUAGAAUUUUAAUCGAUACGAUUAGAUGAAUUUUAGAGACAAAAAUGAAACUUACUCCAUUUAUUUUUUUUUUCAAUAAAUCACCUCCCUCGAAUCAGAUUACAUUUUGUGAUUAAAUAAGAAAAAAAAAACAUAAGAAGACUGCUUCAAAUUCGACAACAUUAUCGUGGAUUACAUCGGAAGGUAAAUGAUCCGAAAGAGAAGAAUAAAAAAAAAGGAGAAGUGUGCACAAGUAGGAGAUUAUAUAUCAAAAUUUUCACAGGCAAAAGUAUAUUAUAAUGCAUAUUUAUCAAGAAAAGUGUCAAAUUCUUUUAAAAGAAAACGGUGUUAUUGAUGAAAGUGAAAUAAAAGGAAAGGAAUAUGCCAAGCUAAAAAA
Messenger RNA from Lutzomyia longipalpis, 3529 nucleotides. It is a transcript of the gene foi, whose product is annotated as zinc transporter foi. Gene Ontology annotation, biological process: zinc ion import across plasma membrane; intracellular zinc ion homeostasis. The transcript has 6 exons. Gene Ontology annotation, molecular function: zinc ion transmembrane transporter activity. Gene Ontology annotation, cellular component: membrane. The coding region runs from base 580 to 2562 and encodes 660 amino acids. Lineage: Eukaryota; Metazoa; Arthropoda; Insecta; Diptera; Psychodidae. The record is from RefSeq and is a predicted model, not a curated record.